CCUAAUGCUGGAUGGAAAGCUCAAAGAACUAAUCGAUUUAGUACAAUUGAUAAUGCUAAAUUAAUGAUGGGUGUUAUAUUUGAAGAUAAUAAUCAAAGAAUUAAAUUACGUCCAACAAUUAGACAUAAUGAUGUUAAUAUUAAAUUACCAAAAUUCUUUGAUUCACGUAAACAUUGGAAGAAUUGUCCAAGUAUUCGAACAAUACGUGAUCAAUCUUCAUGUGGUUCAUGUUGG
Molecule: messenger RNA, 234 nt
Organism: Schistosoma bovis
Lineage: Eukaryota; Metazoa; Platyhelminthes; Trematoda; Strigeidida; Schistosomatidae
Source: the annotation of a GenBank genome assembly